CCCUAGCCUAUUGUUCCAUCUCUCUCAUACGCUGGCUGUUUCACUGAGAGAUCUCACUGCAUUCCGUACACCUGUUAGCUGUAACCACCUGACCAAGCACCAGAAAAAGAACAGGAACGAGAGACGGGAUAUGGAUCUUUACACAAUCAUCAGUGCUGUUUUGCUUCUGCAACUGCAAGGUUUUCAUGUGGCCUUGCUCCAGGCACCAACAGACUCUCCAGGACAAAUGAUUGAUCAAAGUUGGCUUCGUCAAUUGGUCAAAUCCAAGCUAAACAAGACAACAUCACAAGCUCUGUCCAAUGACAUUGUUGAUAUGACCCUGGAGGGUACUGAGUCAACAGAUGACUCUGAAUGGGUUAUCGCAAAUGGCUCUGUGUCAUUUAGUGGGGAACAGGACAACAUCCAGAACACAAAUGAGACUUCAGGUGGUGUGACAAUUGGCACCACAAUGCCACCAGGGUUGCCAAAUGCUACAGCAGAGGAACCCCCAGAAACCACUGUUGCACCAGAACCCCCAGUGAGUGUUGCCUUAAACUCAAGCCAAGUUUCCAAUGCAACCGGAGAGGACAGUGGAUUCCAAACUACCACCACUACUACAAUCACAGAAAACUCAAAUGGCUCUAAUUCCAUGUCCAAUUACACUGAAUUAAAUGAGACAACCACAGCUCCAGACACCAAUAGCACAGAGCAGAUUGGUCCAGAUCCUGGUGCUGAGAACAGGGUAACCAACAGUACAGAGGACUUCCAUAAUGUAACGACUGCAGUACCAGAGCCAUCCAGUGAACCAUCCACAGCUUCCCCCUCCACAAAGCUUCCCUUGGACUCCCCUGGGACUACAACUGCCAAAAUCAUCCCAGAAACUACAACAACCACAGGUCCCAGCACAAUAACAGCCAUGAUGGAAACUGGUGCCGCUUCAGGAAGCAACUCUGCGAGAGGCUUGGCCUCAGAUGCAGUGCAGAACAAGAAGAGGAGUGAGGCAUGGGCUGCCAUCCUGGGCAUAGGAGUGGCAGUGUGCUUCGUGGCGAUGGUGGUCUACGUCAUCCUGAGAAGGAGAGACCGACGGGAUUUCACACACAGGAAGCUUGUUGAGGAAAUCCCCUCAGACCCAGUUCUACGACUGAACAACCCUGAGCCUGUGGACUUGAAAUAUGAUGGUUCCGCCUACUACAAUCGUGGACUCCAAAUGGAAAAUAUCCCAAUGGACCACUUUCCACAAGGACAUCAAAAUUGAGAAGGACUCCAAGACUAACCUUAAACACUUUAAAGGAGACUUUCAUAUACAAAAUACUUAUUGAGACCUGACAUACGUAUUAACAUGCAUAAGUCUCUAUAGCAGAAUAUCAAGUCAUGGAUUUACUGCACCCUAAUGCAUUGGUUAUGUGGGUUUGUAUAUUUUUCUAAAUUCCAGGAAACUUUGAGAUUUUGGAAAUGUGUUAGGAAUGUAUUAUUAUUUUGGAACAUUUGAAUAAUAUGUUUAUAUGUUUUUAUUUCUAAAAUUACAUUGGUUUGGAAGGAAAGUUUUUACAUUUGCUGGAAAUAUUCCCAUUCUUUGUUACGCCUAGGAUGAAUACUACCUUUACAUAACUUAGACUUCCACAUAAUUAUCGCAUUGAUCUCAAUGGGAGAAAACGUCAUGCAUGGAUCCAAAUGUAGGAUUCUAGACACUUCAGCACAGUCUAUUAUAGAAGUAAUAAAAGCCAUAAAUUAAGUCUUAA
Oncorhynchus tshawytscha (Chinook salmon) is the source of this 1718-nucleotide messenger RNA. Its product is annotated as mucin-15. The transcript has 4 exons. The record is from RefSeq and is a predicted model, not a curated record. Lineage: Eukaryota; Metazoa; Chordata; Actinopteri; Salmoniformes; Salmonidae. Bases 131 to 1234 code for a protein of 367 amino acids.